AUGGACUCUGUUCUACGCCAGUCCAAGGCCAUGUGCCCCUUCAUGAAGAAAGCCACCGCCGCGGGGCUCCGUGCCAUGUCGACGGCCACCCCGACUGCCGUGUCACCCUGCGGUGGCGCCAUGUCCAAGCUGCAGGUGCUCGCCCGCCGCUGCCCGGUCAUGGGCAAGGCCAUGGCUGUCCAGUCUGCCCGCGUUGGCCACGGCGCUGGUUUCCCCAGCGUCGCCGCCAAGGCCGGCAUGUCCACGUUCCAUGGCCAUGCGAAGACCAGUAAGGCGAAGCUGCACACCAGCCGCCCUCAGGAAGCCCAGGCCGUUGAUGGCGCCGUUUAUACCGGCCGCGAGAAGGUCCAGCUGCCUCCUCGCCUUCCAACCAAGCACCACGCCAGCGCCAGCCCGGCUGCUACCACGCGCCCCGCCGCCCCGACCGCCCGCGGCGGCAAGUUUGACUAUGACGGCUUCUACAACUGCGAGCUGGAGAAGAAGCACAAGGACAAGUCGUACCGGUACUUCAACAACAUCAACCGCCUGGCCAAGGAGUUCCCCCGCGCGCACAUGUCGAGCAAGGAAGAGAAGGUCACGGUCUGGUGCGCCAAUGACUACCUGGGCAUGGGUCGCAACCCGCGCGUUCUCAAGGCGAUGCACGAGACCCUCGACGACAAGAUGCCCGACUGCGUCAUCCUGUCCGACAGCCUGAACCACGCCUCGAUGAUCCAGGGCAUCCGCCACUCGGGCGCGAGGAAGAUCAUCUUCAAGCACAACGACGUGCAGGACCUGGAGGAGAAGCUGGCGUCGCUGCCGCUCCACGUCCCCAAGAUUAUCGCUUUCGAGUCCGUCUACAGCAUGUGCGGCUCGAUCGGCCCCAUCGAGGAGAUCUGCGAUCUCGCCGACAAGUACGGCGCCUUCACCUUCCUCGACGAAGUCCACGCCGUCGGCAUGGCGACCGGCGGCUGCAGCAGCUGCACACGCGCGCGGAGAAGGAAGCUCUUCGAGGAGCGUGGCAUCUCCGUGAUCUCUAAUCCGAGCUACAUCGUACUCAUCUCUCGUCGGCAACGCCGAGCUCGCCAAGCAGGCCAGCGACAAGCUCCUGCAGGACCACGGCAUCUACGUGCAGAGCAUCAACUACUCGACUGUCCUCGUCGGCCAGGAGCGCCUGCGCGUCACUCCUCACGCUCGGGCUACACUAGGGAGUACUGCGAGGAGCUGGUCAACGCGAUCGAGAGCAUCUGGAACGAGCUCGGCAUCAAACGCACCAGCGACUGGGCGUCCGAGGGCGGCUUCAUCGGCGUCGGCGUGCCGGAUGCCGCGCCCGAGGAGCCGCUCUGGACGGACGAGCAGCUGGGCAUCGCCGAGGCGGCGCGCACGCUGCUGCAGGCCGCCGAGGCCGAGCAGAAGACCGCCCCUCUGACGGGCGGCUUUACGGAGAGGCUCCUGGCGAAGGAGAUGAAGGGGCUCACGAGCGCUAGCGUCGCCGCUUAG
This is a messenger RNA of Chaetomium globosum CBS 148.51, 1476 nucleotides long. RefSeq lists its product as uncharacterized. The transcript is spliced from 4 exons. Gene Ontology annotation, cellular component: mitochondrion. Bases 1 to 1476 code for a protein of 491 amino acids. Gene Ontology annotation, biological process: heme biosynthetic process. The record is from RefSeq and is a predicted model, not a curated record. Lineage: Eukaryota; Fungi; Ascomycota; Sordariomycetes; Sordariales; Chaetomiaceae. Gene Ontology annotation, molecular function: pyridoxal phosphate binding; 5-aminolevulinate synthase activity.